UAGCUACGUAACCUUAUAGAAUGUGCGAAGAGUUCAAUGCACUGUUUUUUUAAUAAUAAAUAAAAGUAAUAAAAUUAUCAAGUGAAAUAAUUUGAAUUAAAAAUGAAUUCACUAGACGAUCCAGCGGUAAAUAAUAAAUAUUUAAAAUGUAAAAUUCGAAUGAAAAGAUGGGAAAGUGAUUUUAUGGAAAAAUAUGGACGGAAACCUACCAAGAAUGACAUCAAAGGUGCAGACAAAACCAUCAGAGAGUCGUACAAAAUGUACUGGAAGUUAAAGACUAAAGUGCUGGAGGAAACGUUGCUGGACAUAACAUUCUCCGAUGAAGUUGAAUCAAACGUAUCAAUAAAUUCAUCCUCGUUGGAUUUUCUGUCAUUGGAUUCGUCGGUCAGUCAAUUUGAUAUUAGAUCUCCUGAUAAGUCAGUGCUGGUUGAAAAACCAACAGAGUCUCAGUCUCUCGUCAAUACUGAAAAUAUUGCUCCAGAAGUCGCGAAAGCUGGGUCUUCAACUUUGCCAGUGGACUCACUUAAUGUCGAUGGUGCUUGGGGUGACCAUCUUAGCAAAGAGUACGAAGCGCCUAAGAAAAAUAAAAUUUUAGUAGGAAAGUCUUCAUCCUUUCAGCUUUCGCAGAAAAAAUUCAACUCGAGCACUUUCACGAAACGGAAUCCAAGGAAGUCACUUUCUAUGACUAAAUCUAAGAGUAAGUCGAGUCUCAAUAAAUCUGGUCACGAAAAGGCUGAUAAUUUAAAUGAUAGUCUGGCAGCUGAAUCACCUGAGGUUUUGUCUAGUUUGUUGCUCGCUGAUCCUAUCAAAAUAGUAAAUCAAGAAAUAAAAGUGACGACUCAACCUAUCAAUGUUAUUCAACAAGUACUCAGUGGUAAAUCUGUAACUGUUGAUAGAAAAUUAAAUAGUGAAUGGUUAGAAAGAUGUUCUAAAGAUGAUACUGAAGCUAAUGGAAAUCCUAAACGUUUGUCUGGUGUCAGUGAUUCUGGAAUAGAAUCACUUGAUGUAAAUUAUCAAGAAUCACAAGACAAUUUUUCUACUCAAGAUAAUUUUCAGACCCAAAGUAGUUUUUCAACUCAAAAUAAUUUUCCUACACAAAAUACUUUUACUUCACCCCAGUGUACUCAAGCUGAAGUAUCUGAUGAUGAUUUCGUGUGCAAUAGUGACUCUGAGGAAGAGAAUCGUAACAAAAGAGUUCGUAAUUGGAGGCGAACUACUUCAGAUUUAUCAAGUGUCGCCAAGCGACCACGUACAGAUUUUCUUCAUCGUACUUUUAGUUUUUCAUCGCCUUGUAAUAAGCAGAGUACUGCCAGUCCUGUUGUUGAUCAAGGACAGCAAGCUAAACAAGUGCUGGAAGCUGAAGAAAAUAUUUUAAAUAAAUCAAAUCCGCAUGCUAAAGAAAUUAAUUUAUCGAAAGAAAAAGUUGUGACGCCGGCUGAGCCAGCUGUAGAUAAUGUGGUUGAAGAUAAAGGCAAGAAGAAGCGGGGCAGAAAACCGGGGAGUGUUAAAAGAAAGUCUAGUGAGUCGACCAGGAAAGCUACUAGACGGACUACUAGACGAAAAGUUAAAUAUACUGAAGACGAUGAUAAUGAUGAUGGUAUUGAUAUUGAUGAUGGUGAUGAAAGAAAAGUUUCAAAGACACAGCAAAGCCCAGAGAUUCCUAUUUAUGGUGUGGAAGCUCUAGAUGUAGUUCCACGGUUCGCUGUUCCCCAAGAUACGAACGGCGAUCUUGUUACUGAGUUUUGCGAAUCGAUUGACGCUGAAAAGUCUGCGAGUGUUACUCGAACGAAGCCAAAGGCUGCAAUGACAGCAAAAGAAAAAUUAGAAGCUAAAAUAGCGUCGGGGAAAAUAAAUGAAAAUUUCGUGAGGAUUAAUUUGAAAAAGAAGGUAUUCGCUCGUGGAAAGAAGUCGUUCAACUUUUCUAAGUACAAGAAGAAUCAGUGGAAGAACAAGAAGAAGGAAUUAGCUUCGGGAGAGGGGUCAUUGGACUUGGCAGAUCUGGCUGAAAAAAACACGUGCUUUAAAUGCGGAGGAAGUAAUCAUAUUUCUAGAAAUUGUCCUGCUAUGAAGAGUGAAGAAUUGAUGCCACUAGAUGACACUUAUGUGUCUGAGUAUCCAACUCUCGAGGAAGCUAAACAGAUGGCGAGUCAAGAAGCUGCUCGUGCUCAUAUUCAUCGGCUCCAUCAGCUUCCUCGGACAUCCUCAAUGUCAUUGAAAGAUAAAGUAACAGCAGAGUCAAAUGAACCAACAACUUCAGAAGACUUGGAGAAUUGCCUAUAUGACUUUGAGGAUGAUGAUUUUGAAGAAGAAACGGAACCUAUUGAGAAUCAACCGUUUGUCGGCCAUAAAAUUCCUCAGGAGCUUAUAGAAAAAUUGCUGCCUCCAGCGAAUGGAGCUAUCGACCCUGUGUAUUCUACCAAUGACAGUGGGACUUUGAUUCCAACACCAACGGAAGUGUUACAAGCUUUGAACAAAUUCGGACACAAGAGCUUCCGACCUGGACAAGAGAAAGCGGUGAUGCGAAUCCUCUCUGGUCAAUCAACUUUGGUGACUCUGUCUACUGGAUCCGGUAAAUCACUGUGUUAUCAGUUGCCAGCUUACUUGUACGCCAAGAGGUCACACUGCAUUACACUUGUAAUUUCACCGCUGGUGUCUCUGAUGGACGACCAGGUAACCGGAGUCCCAGGGUUCAUAUCCGCAGCGGCUCUGCACACAGGCCAGACACCAAAAACACGGGAAAAAGUUAUCGAACUAGUAAAAAAUGGUAAUCUUGACAUACUUCUCGUGUCUCCAGAAGCUAUUGUAGCUGGUGAAAAAUCAACAGGCUUUGGAUCACUGCUACGACAACUUCCCCCCAUAGCUUUUGCUUGCAUCGACGAGGCUCACUGUAUCUCUCAGUGGUCACACAACUUCCGUCCGUCUUAUUUAAUGGUCUGUCGAGUUCUUAUGGAGAAAAUGGGCGUUAAAACAAUUCUAGGGUUAACCGCAACUGCAACACGAGCCACCGCCGAGAGUAUCGUCAACCACCUGAGAAUCCACGACGGCAUGGCAGGUGUAAUUAGCGACGUGCCAUUGCCUAAUAAUUUAACUCUGACUAUUUCCAAAGACGAUCAACGUGAUCAAGCGCUGGUGAGUCUUCUCCGUAGCCCGAGAUUCAAAGACUGCGACUCAAUAAUUGUCUACUGCACCAAGCGAGAUGAGUGUACAAGAAUCGCUGGGCUCUUGCGUGUGUCUCUCCAAGAUCUAGAUACCAAUAAACCAAAACCUAAAGCUAAAGUAUCAACAAUAGCAGAAGCUUAUCAUGCAGGUUUGCCAGCGAGCCGCCGUAAAGUCAUUCAAAAAUAUUUUAUGUCAGGUGACACCCGAAUAGUCGUCGCGACAGUAGCGUUCGGUAUGGGAAUAAACAAAUUAGAUAUCAGAUCAGUCAUUCAUUACAAUAUGCCCCAGAGUUUUGAAGGAUACGUUCAAGAAGUUGGACGUGCUGGUCGUGAUAAUUUACCAGCUCACUGUCAUCUCUUUAUCAACCCACGCGAAAACAGCGAUAAGUGGGAACUACGGAGACACAUUUAUGCCAACGGAGUUGACCGACAUACAAUAAGAAAACUAUUACAGAAAAUUUUCGUUCCUUGCUCCUGUGCUACUAGCGGUAAGCGUUGUCCUGGACACGAGGUGGCCAUCCCAGUUGAUGAAACAGUCAGUCUUCUUGAUGUAUCUGAAGAAACUAUAUCAACUCUACUCUGCUAUCUCGAGUUACAUCCAAAAAAAUUUAUCACUGUCCUCUCUUCAGUGUACGUCAAUGCCAAAGUAACGAGCUACAGUGGAGCACCAGCACUUAAAGCUGCUGCACAAUCAUCACCACCACUCGCAAUGGCAAUAGCUCUAGAUCGUAAGAAAGGUAUCACGCAUGACAAUGACACGACCAUUGAAUUCCCAGUGGUUGAUGUAGCAGCCGCAAUCGGCUGGGACUCGGGCGUUGUCAAAAGCCACCUGAAAAAUCUUGAAUGGACAACUGUCAAUGGCAAACCCAAACGCUCAUCAAUAUCAGUGAGAUAUGAUACACUAGGACUGAGAGUGCGUGCACCAGGUGACCUGACUGACACUGAGCUAGACGAAGCUCUUGACGCCCUAGCAUCCAGGACUCAGUCUCAAGAAAUUUCUUCGCUUCAGCAACUGGAGAUUAUUCACACCGUCAUGAAUAAAUACAGCUGUCAAAGUGUCAGAGAUUGCCAGGAACUUAAUGAAGAAAAUAUUCACAAGUCUGAUGAAUUAAAAAAUACAAUCCGUCAGUACUUCCAGUCGUCGUCGCCACUUUCCAUCGUUGAAAUCGACUCAAAGAAUCAAAAUGACAAAGCCAAUGAAGCCCAAAUUAUCAACGACAUCAGAUCCUUAAUCGCCAGCUACAGAGACAACAAUUUUACUGGUCGUGCUGUCGCGCGGAUUUUCCACGGGAUCCAGAGUCCCAAUUAUUCGGCUCUCACCUGGUGCCGCUGUCGCUUCUGGCGAGCGCAUCUUGCUACUGAUUUUAAUUACAUUUCACAAUUAGCAACUAAAGAAAUUUUAUCAAUGCGGUAAUAUUUAAAUUAAUUUAUUAAUUAGGAUAAAAAUAAUAGAUAAUUGAAUUAGAUUUAUAAAUUUAAAUAAAAUGAAUUUUUUUAAACGUAAAGCAGAUU
Messenger RNA from Microplitis demolitor, 4670 nucleotides. It is a transcript of the gene RecQ4, whose product is annotated as ATP-dependent DNA helicase Q4. The coding region runs from base 103 to 4572 and encodes 1489 amino acids. Gene Ontology annotation, biological process: double-strand break repair via homologous recombination; DNA replication. The record is from RefSeq and is a predicted model, not a curated record. The transcript is spliced from 2 exons. Gene Ontology annotation, cellular component: chromosome; cytoplasm; nucleus. Gene Ontology annotation, molecular function: four-way junction helicase activity; nucleic acid binding; 3'-5' DNA helicase activity. Lineage: Eukaryota; Metazoa; Arthropoda; Insecta; Hymenoptera; Braconidae.